UAUCAUCUGCGCCUUCAUCUUCGUCUUCGAUAUCUUCAUUAAUUCCAGGUGCUUUUGAAAAUGGGGAAUGAGAAGAGAAAUUUCGACAUUUCAGGACCUAAACAUCUCAAAGAUAUUGUUGACUGGAACAAUGCAGAUUACCGGAGAUCUGCCAUUUCCAGCUUGGUUCAAGGAGUAUACGUCCUGGAAAGUGAGCGCGAAAAUUCCACAAAUGCUCAACCCUGGUACGAAUCCUUCAAAUUCCAGCUAGUUGAACCUAUCAAACGUGAUGACCAGUCCAUAUUCGGUGCCAUUUAUAAAUACAUUGGCAAAUACCCAGCACCUGAUUCAGACGUACUCCCAAGAUAUGUUAUUGCCUUACGGGGCACAGUCGACCUCAAGCGUCCAAAGAUAUGGGGAAUAGACAUCAUGAUGGACAUUAAACUCUUACUCAACAAACUUGAAGAAAGCAGUUGCUUUAUACUUGCCACGGAUCGUGUUAAGCGCCUUGUUAAGGAGAAUGGAGCUCCAAAUGUAUGGUUGGCUGGACAUUCUUUGGGGGCAGCUGUAGCAUUGCUUGUUGGAAAGAAGAUAAUUUUUGAUAUGGAAUGCUAUCCUGAAGCUUAUCUUUUUAAUCCUCCAUUCCUAUCUAUCCCCACAAAUCAUUUUCUAGGGGACGGGAAAGUGAAGAAAAUUAUCCAAACUGGACGCCGUUCGGUCAAGGCGGCCCUCACCGUUGCUGCAAAACCUAGGAAUAGUCAAAUGAAGGAACAUUUUCAUUUGUUAUCUUGCUGGACUCCUCACAUGUUUGUGAACCCAGGUGACGUUGUUUGCAGAGAAUAUAUUGACUACUUCCAACGCAACAUUAGAGAUGGAAAAAUCAUGAGGCUAGCAGAAAGUAACAGUUUCGGGAAUCUUUUCAAUCAUGUUGUACGUUGGAAAGAUUUAAAAAAUGCAACGCAUCUCCUUCCUUCGGCAGAGCUAAUUGUUAAUCAUUCAUGUCCAGGCCCAAAUAUUGAUGAUAAUAUUUUUUCCCCAUAUUAUCAUGCUCAUGACAUUCGCCAGUGGUGGGAUCGUGAGGUUCGCUGCCAAUCAACGAUCUAUAAUAUCGCGCGGAAUGAUCCACAACCUACUACAGAGGAUCCCUAGUAAUUGGCACGAUGAGUUCUUAAUCAAACAUGCUGCAUGCACUAGUGUCUUCUGUAAUCCUGUAUUGAAUAAAGCGGUCCGAGUGUGUACUAUUAAUGGAUCCAAUUAAAAGAUUACCCAAAAUAAGUGGCCGCGAUUGUGUUUGGCCUAAGUGUGUACUAAUAAUGAAUAUAGACAGAAGCUCUCUGAUCUCGGUCCCACACUUGGUUCUGGAGAUUAUAUAUUUGCCUGAAUAAAACGAAGAUUGUCUUAUUUUAGUGGAUGGUAUAUAUUAUAACUUUGGUUUUCUUUGCCUCUCUUGUAA
Molecule: messenger RNA, 1432 nt
Organism: Carya illinoinensis
Lineage: Eukaryota; Viridiplantae; Streptophyta; Magnoliopsida; Fagales; Juglandaceae
Product: GDSL esterase/lipase At4g10955-like
Exons: 3
Coding region: 61-1128 (355 amino acids)
Biological process (GO): lipid metabolic process
Source: RefSeq, a predicted model, not a curated record